This is a messenger RNA of Nicotiana tabacum (common tobacco), 600 nucleotides long. The record is from RefSeq and is a predicted model, not a curated record. Lineage: Eukaryota; Viridiplantae; Streptophyta; Magnoliopsida; Solanales; Solanaceae.
AUGAAGCAUCUCAAUCGCGCCAAAAAUGAUCAAAAUUCCCGAAAGUUUCUUGUUUGCCAAAUGUCCCUUGAUACGGAUAAUAUGUUUUCCUUCUAUAGUUCUUCUUUGUCUUCAUUUCAACUGGUUAAGGAUGUGCAAAAACUUGAUUGCCCUUCAAACUGUAGACCAAGUCGUUGCAGAAUCUAUUGUUGUCGCGAUGGCUUGUCUCUUAUUGGGGUUUGUAGUUAUCCUAACAAACACCUCGUACUUUUGCUAUGGAACCCCUCCACAAGAGAAUCCGAAGUACUCCACUGUCCUGAAUUUCCAUCGGAGGAAUUUAGUACUUUCGGAUUGGGAUAUGACUCAACUAUUGACGACUAUAAGAUCCUUAAGAUUGAUCUUAAAGCACCUGGCGAAAUUCUCGCGCUGAAAAGUGGUUUUUGGAGAAAAAUUGAUAAACAUCUUACUGGUGUUUACCCUGUGUUGUCUGGUAUGGACUCUUUGGCAUUUGUAAAUGGAGCAUUUCAUUGGCUUGGUUUGUCGCUCAAUGAUUUGCGGUGUCAUUUAGUAUUUCAAAUGAAGUGUAUGGACAGAUCCCGUUGCCAUAUGGAAUGUGCUUAA